AUUCUGUGGUAGAGAGAGGAGUGGAAGAGAUUUUAGAGAGAGAGUGUCCAUUCGCUAGAGAGAGAGGGUGUCCAUUCGCUCUCUUCAAUUUCUGGUUUUAGAGAGAGAGAGAGAGGGAGAGGGAGAGAACGAUCUGCUUGAAAAAUAAAGAUUUUCAUAUUUUUGAUCGAUAAAAUUAGGAAGAACCUCUUAUUGUUAUAAUUCAAUAGGAGGGGGGAUUUCUCUUUUUCCUGAUUCCUUGAACUGAGAUUUGAGAAUCGCGAAAAUGAACGAUGCGGAUGUGUCGAAGCAGAUCCAACAGAUGGUCAGAUUCAUCCGCCAGGAAGCGGAGGAGAAAGCAAAUGAGAUCCUUGUAUCUGCUGAAGAGGAAUUCAACAUCGAGAAGCUUCAAUUAGUUGAAGCUGAAAAAAAGAAGAUCAGACAGGAGUAUGAACGUAAGCAAAAGCAGGUCGAAAUAAGAAAGAAAAUUGAGUAUUCCAUGCAGUUGAAUGCUUGUCGCAUUACAGUUCUUCAAGCCCAGGAUGAUUUGGUUAACUCUAUGAAAGAUUCUGCUGCAAAGGAACUUCUGUGUAUCUCGGAUGACCACCACUCAUAUAAGAAACUCCUCGAAGAUUUGAUUGUUCAGGGUUUGCUGCGUUUGAAGGAGCCAUCAAUAUUGCUUCGAUGCAGAGAGACUGAUCUUGGGUUGAUUGAGUCUGUGUUGAAUGACGCAAAGGAAGAGUACUCAGAGCAAGCAAAUGUCCAUGCCCCUAACAUCGCUAUUGACAAACGUGUCUAUCUUCCUCCACCUCCAAGCCAUCACAAGGCACAUGGCAGUUCCUGUGCCGGAGGUGUGGUGUUGGCUUCACAAGAUGGGAAGAUUGUAUUGGAAAACACACUGGAUGCAAGACUCGAUGUGGUUUUUCGACAGAAGUUGCCUGAGAUCCGAAAACGCCUUUUUGGGAAGGCAGCGGCAUGAUGCUUUAGUCUAUUGCAAUAAGGAUUUGUGUCGUAUUCUCCUUUUAAUAUUUGUUCCAAAUUUUUUGAUACAUUGUUUGGGCUAUUUCCUUGAUGAGUUUAAGUUCAUAUGGAGAGUUUAUAUUUCAUUUUGAAUUGGAAUAAAUGAGUACUGGUAUAAAACGAGUUACUUUAUGGGAGAUUAA
Amborella trichopoda is the source of this 1142-nucleotide messenger RNA. RefSeq names its product V-type proton ATPase subunit E. The record is from RefSeq and is a predicted model, not a curated record. NCBI's taxonomy places the organism in Eukaryota, Viridiplantae, Streptophyta, Magnoliopsida, Amborellales, Amborellaceae. Gene Ontology annotation, cellular component: proton-transporting two-sector ATPase complex, catalytic domain. Gene Ontology annotation, molecular function: proton-transporting ATPase activity, rotational mechanism. Gene Ontology annotation, biological process: proton transmembrane transport.